AUGAGGGAGUGCACGCGUGGAUUCACCAAUACGGAAAAUAUGGCAAGGUUAAGGAACUGUUUACGUGGUGAGGCUAGGGAGGUAGUAUCGGCGCUGCUGUUUACCGCGAAGGAACCAGCAGACAUUAUGCGGACACUGGAGCAGUGUUUCGGCCGCCCGGAAGUGAUUAUUGAUUGUGCGUUAGAUGACUUGAAACGCCUUCCGCGCCCGGGUCAAACCGCCCAGGAGUUAAAUUCGUUCGCUAUUAAGUUGCAAAAUAUAGUGUGUAUAAUUCAAAACGUUGACGGCAAAGGAUAUUUACAAAAUCCGAUGCUAACUAGGGAGGCCGCGUUGGUGCGAUUAUGCGGAGCACUACGGAAGUGCGGACGAACCGGACAUUGUCACACUAUCCCGGUUUAUGAUGAGAGAGACUGA
Molecule: messenger RNA, 414 nt
Organism: Parnassius mnemosyne (clouded apollo)
Lineage: Eukaryota; Metazoa; Arthropoda; Insecta; Lepidoptera; Papilionidae
Source: the annotation of a GenBank genome assembly